AUGAUUAAUGUGGCAGCGCUCUGCAGCGAUUAUAAGCUCACAGCUCAAUUCUACAGCUACACACAUUUCCCUGUAUUCGCGCUUGAGUACAAAACUUUAAACGCCGAUAUGCUGUACCAAGGCCCCAUCUACCCCUAUCGUCUGGGCAACUUACACGGCUACAAACUGCCCUAUAUAAUAGGCGGCUCGGAGCCACGCAUUAUUGUAUAUAAUUAUAAUGGUCAGAGGAUAGUGGGCGGUUCUGCUGGUAACUUCUUCAAGAAUUUCGCGCGUAAGCACAACUUUUCGCUCUACGAGCCAUUAGCUACCUCCUCAUACACCGAACUCAUAUCGGCACGAGAUCUGAUUGCUGCCGUACGUAACAACACUGUGGAGAUUUCGGCAGCGCCCACCUAUACGUUCUCACCUGAUCAUUUUUCCUCCGAUGGUUUCACUUAUCCUUACGAGCAGACAAACUGGUGCGCUUGGGCGCCCGUAGAGCCAGAUAUACCGAAUUCUGAAUUCUUUUGGAUCGCCUUCGAUGGACUCAUCUUCAUACUGAUGAUGGUGACACUCGUCGUUAUUUCCUUAGUGCUAAGUUGUGCACUCUGGCGGCAUGGCAAUAAACCGGAUAUUUUGCAUUUCUUUCUACAUGGCGCUUGUUUUCGCGGUGUACUGGGUCAGUCUGUUCGAGAGAUAUGUGGCGCGCCCUUCCUUAUACGUUUCAUUUAUCUACUAAUUUAUUUUUUCGGUAUUCUGCUAACCACCUCGUAUAAUUCACAUUUUGGCUCUUAUUGGACAAGAGCUCCGAAAGAGCAAUCCCUAAACACAUUCGACGACAUUCUCCACUCAAACUGGAAAGUUUAUAUUCUUAUGCAAGACUUCAAUGAGAUCAAUUCGCAAGAAGAGUUGAGAAAAUAUAUUCCCAUGUUUCAGAUAGAAACCGAUUAUCAAACAUUCCUAAAUACUCGUGACGCUUUCGACACGAAAUAUAUUUACAUGAUACCUACCACUAAAUGGGGAAUCUUCAAGGAACAACAGAAAUUUUUCACCACUCCUCUUUUUCGUAUGCGCCUCGAUUUGUGCUUAUUCCGUAACAUUCUGCUAUGUUUUCCAAUACAAAAUAAUUCGAUAUUUACGGACAUUGCACAUGAAAUGAUUUUAGAAACUGCGCAAUCGGGUCUAACGGAGUAUUGGACUCAGUCAGCGUUUCUGGAAUUGAUCAAUGCAGGACGCUUGAGUUUCAUGGACUUAAGCCGAAAGAAUGAGUUCAGGGCAAUGAAAGUGGAGGAUCUGAAGUACGUUUGGCUGGGCUAUGGCGUUAUGUGCGUGAUCUAUUUUGGGAAUCACAUGAAUCAUUAA
This is a messenger RNA of Anastrepha obliqua, 1341 nucleotides long. RefSeq lists its product as uncharacterized. The transcript has 3 exons. Lineage: Eukaryota; Metazoa; Arthropoda; Insecta; Diptera; Tephritidae. The record is from RefSeq and is a predicted model, not a curated record. The coding region runs from base 1 to 1341 and encodes 446 amino acids.